Colias croceus (clouded yellow) is the source of this 3096-nucleotide messenger RNA. It is a transcript of the gene path, whose product is annotated as proton-coupled amino acid transporter-like protein pathetic. The transcript has 9 exons. Gene Ontology annotation, molecular function: amino acid transmembrane transporter activity. Lineage: Eukaryota; Metazoa; Arthropoda; Insecta; Lepidoptera; Pieridae. The record is from RefSeq and is a predicted model, not a curated record. Bases 250 to 1665 code for a protein of 471 amino acids. Gene Ontology annotation, cellular component: vacuolar membrane. Gene Ontology annotation, biological process: amino acid transmembrane transport.
ACGGCGGUCCGCGCUCCUUACCCGCUCGACGCUAACCAAACUACCAUCGCUCAUUCCGAUUUUAACCAACGUACGUAUCGGUCGCACAUUUCUCGCUAUUUUUAAAAACACGUGGCUCAGUGAUUCGUUCAUAGUAAUAUAACCUAAAGAUUUACGCGCUGAUUACUAUUACGACGCCUCAUCGUACAAUCCUGGUGGAGUAGAAAAAGAGAGCCACUAUCAUUGAGACGUUGGAUCGAAGCCAUCAAAAUGACUAAUGAUUCCAACGGCAUCCCAGCUCCACAGGAGUUGGAAACUUUCAUCCAUCCAGAUGAAAAGGGGAAGGAGCUAGAAGUCAAAAAAUACAACCUAGCAGAUGCAGAAGCAGGAGAGUAUGAUCCGUUUGCGGAAAGAAAAUUGGAGAACCCAACUUCAAACAUGGACACGCUCACGCAUCUCCUCAAGGCUUCCCUGGGCACAGGCAUCCUGGCCAUGCCAAAAGCGUUCAAAGCCGCGGGACUUAUCUCUGGAAUAUUUUUCACUGUGCUAGUUGCAGUUGUGUGCACACACUGCUCUUAUGUACUUAUAAAAUGCGCCCACGUGCUUUACAAGAAGACGAGAAAGCCGGCCAUGAGUUUUCCAGAAGUGGCCGAAGCUGCGUUAUUGCAAGGACCGGAGUGGGGAAAGAAAUGGGCUAAUUCCUUUAGGAUAUUCAUUGUGGUGUGCCUCUUCAUGACGUACUUUGGUACGUGUUCCGUGUAUACUGUCAUCAUAGCGAAGAAUAUUGUGCAGGUAAUCCCACCGACCAUGGUGGACCCAACAGACGGUGCAGUGAUUCGCGUGAUCAUACUCAUCUUACUGGUUCCUCUGAUCAUAAUGGUGUGGAUCAAAAACCUCAAGUACCUGGCCCCAGUGUCCAUGGUUGCCAACUUCUUCAUGGGUCUCGGUCUCGGAAUCACUUUCUACUUCUUAGUAGGCACCGGGGAACUUAACUUCGAAAAGGUUUCAUUUAUCAAAGCACCAAUGGAAUGGCCCGAAUUCUUCUCCCUAACUAUUUUUGCCAUGGAAGCUAUCGGAGUAGUUAUGCCGUUGGAGAAUUCUAUGAAGACCCCGAAAUCUAUGCUCGGCUUUUGCGGAGUUUUAAACAAGGGCAUGUCUGGUGUCACCCUUGUGUACAUUCUCCUGGGUUUCCUGGGAUACCUGCGGUACGGUGAAAAUGUCGAAGACUCCAUCACUCUGAAUCUGGAGCCACAUCCCAAUGACCCUCAAGUUUAUGAAGUGCUUGCCCAGGUCGUAAAGGUGAGUAUUGCGGUAGCGGUGUACUGCACGUUCGGUCUCCAAUUCUUCGUGUGCAUUGAGAUCAUGUGGAACAGCAUCAAGGAGAAGUUCACGAGCAGGCCCAACUUCGCCGACUACGUUAUGCGCACCAUCAUGGUUACCCUCUGUGUCCUCUUAGCGGUUGCCUUCCCCACUAUCGGCCCCCUCAUGGGAGUCAUCGGUGCCUUCUGCUUCUCCCUCCUCGGUCUCAUCGCCCCCGCCUUCAUAGAAAUCGUCACCUACUGGGACAUCGGCUUCGGGACCUGCAAAUACCUAAUCUGGAAGAACGUCCUCGUCCUCCUCUUCGGCCUCUUCGCCCUCAUCUUCGGCACCAAAACAGCCAUCCAGGGCAUCAUCAACUCGGCAUAACGUCUCACUUCUUCGACCAAAUAGGAUAAUUUUUAAUGUGUGAUAGUUAGUACGAUUUUACUCGCUGACGCACCGAGGUCGGCGACGCUAUGAGCAGUGGUGCUAUUAUUCCUUUUUAGACACUUUGAUUGGACUUUUUAGCGCGGUUGAACCUCGUUUGUAAACCCAUUAUUUUAUUUGGGCCAGUCAGUACGGUACUAACUAUAUUUUGUGAAAUGAGAAAUAAGUAGCAUGAUCUGUGUGUAGAACGUAUUUACGUGUUAACAUUUUCUAAAAGCAUUCCGAAACAUAGGUACAAUGGUGGGGUGAAUUAGCUGUACAGAUUAUAUUAAGUGCUUAAUACCGUUAAGUAUGGUGAUUUUAAAUGUCUUGAUGAGAAUUUUUUUUUAUAACUAAGUAUACCUACAUUUUAUGAAUAUCGAAUUGUUGUAAGAUUUUAUAUAAUUAGACAAAAUUCGCACUUGCGCUACAGCUAAAUUAUUGUAAGUAUUACCGUCAUUUUGUGUAUCUUUGUGUGUUAAUUGGGUUUUCGUGAUUUGUAAAAUAUCUAACACAGACGCACAGUGUCUGUGAUUGAUAAAACAAAACUAAUAUUAUUACACAAAGUUACCCAAAACAACUGUACCUUUUUUAAUAGCACUCAUUGGUACAUAAAGUAAUUUAUUGGUUAAUAUAGAAGUAAAAGUGCAAAUAUUUGGUAUUAUUUGUAGAUGUCGGAUAAUAUACCUUUAAGAUUUCCAUUCACAUUGAUUAUAUUCAUCGAAUCGAAUCGCACAUUGUUUAUUUUUACAGUUGUAAUAAGCGAAGUUAAUAAGUUGUUUUUUUUUUAUAUAAAAUCGAACAAAAACAAAAAGACCGAGGAUUUUAUAGGAAUUAAAUUAUAUUUAGGUAAUAUUGUAAAUGCAUUUAAUAUUUAAAAUUGUGAAAACUAAAUCUUUUAGUGCAUAAUAUUAAUGAAUGUGAAUUAUAUUAUUGUGAUACAAUUGGUGCAAUCUGGAGAUAUAUCAGGCGUGGACUUUCACCCUGUUCUGAUGCUUGCUAUAAUAAGAAUAAUACUUUUGAGGUCCAUACUGAAGUCAUAUUGAAUUUUAUACAAAUAUCGAAGCUUAUAUACAAAAAAAGAGUAAAUGAUUAAGUAAUUACAGUAUCUAUUUUUCCAUGACAAGAUGAAAUUUUAAACAGGAUCGGACUCGUGCCUUGAAUAUAAAGGUUUUAAUAACAUUGAUUACAUUAGGUUUACAAGUGUUAAUAGAAUAUUAAGUAUUAUGUUAUUAUAAUGAAGUUCCUAAGCUAAAUUGUAUGAAUUUUGUAUUUAUUUUUAAUUCUAAUAAGUUGGAGAUGCCAUUUACUGAAUAUUGCAUGAAAUUGUUAUAAGUUUUCAUCAAUAUUUAAAGGGGCAUUGUAUUAUGCAAAUACAAAGCUUGUACGAUA